Messenger RNA from Brienomyrus brachyistius, 6803 nucleotides. RefSeq names its product rho GTPase-activating protein SYDE1. The transcript is spliced from 8 exons. NCBI's taxonomy places the organism in Eukaryota, Metazoa, Chordata, Actinopteri, Osteoglossiformes, Mormyridae. The record is from RefSeq and is a predicted model, not a curated record. The coding region runs from base 2602 to 5700 and encodes 1032 amino acids. Gene Ontology annotation, biological process: signal transduction.
CGUUUCCUGAUGCCUUUCCAGGUGCCCGGCAGCCGGCCGGCUCUGCGUGGCCGAGCGGCAGGGACUCAAUUGCAAAUCCUCUGUGGCAGUAGGGAACGUAUUGCUCACACUUUGCACAUUCGGAUAGUUAUCUACAAGACUAAAACAGCUUCAACUGUCAACUUUUUUCAAUAAGAGACUAAUUUAAACCACAACAUUUUGGUUGUUUUCAUUUUCCGUACUAGAGUAAUAAUUCCCAUUCUUCCCCAUUUAAAUGUUCAUGCAGACUUAAUUACUGAAUGUUUUGUUACAGACGUUUCAGUGGCAUAAAAUGGUAAACAUAAGGAGGAUUACGAUAAUGUCGGUGGAAUGCAACUGCGAUCGAACGGAAUCUUUUUAAUGUACCGCGAGAGGGCGCUGUCGUACAACUGAACCUGCGCCCCACUGAAUGCAGCCUCGGAAUCUGGCCUGAUAAAGCAGCUGCUCUGCCUAGUCACUUGGAAGCGACCCAAAAGUAUAGAAACCAGAAAAAGCCCCCAUCCUCACCACAUCCUCUUCCGCUUCCCGAACAUGAGACAACAAUGUAACAUUAUGCGCCAAUGCAUCGAUUCAUAGCAAUUCAUUCAUGUCGAUAUUAAGGCGACGAUUUAACGUCUUUCAGGAAACCUGAAUCUGACCAUUUACGGACAAGUCGAAUAAUUACGCUCACGUUAUCUAUUACUAACUUUUAAGCUAUGCUACUUAAGUUUAAUGAAGAUCAGUGAAUUAUAAAUUGGUAUUAAUGAAUUACCUACCGUGAUAGAACAAGGUUUGAAAUUCAGUGUGUUAGAGUUCUGCAUCGUCCAGACUGAAACGUAAAGUCGACCUGUUACUUCUCAAUCGCAUGUGUCACAUUGACGCUUGAAAUAUUCAAUAACACAAACGUAUUUUCUCAAACACACACAUAAGCAAUUUUGCGCCCCCCUCCCGUCCUUUGUUUCCUCUAUAAAGAGACCCCUUUUCUUGGCAGCGAACAUGUUUUGCUUCGGGCUGAAUUUCCUUGAAAUUAUCUCACACUCACGAACGCGGUCUAUUUUUGGCCUUAAACGGCGGACGAAGAAAAAAAAUAAAACAAAUGUUGGUGUGGGCGUGGGGGCAUAUGGAGGGUGCAUUUGGGAUUAUAUUUGGGAAUACAGGGAGACAAGGUUAAUGUCACCAGUGUCACCGCUGUCAUGUCCUGUGUCUCACACGCACUUCUGUCCUUAAGUGUUACUUCUUACUGCGCCGAUUACUCUGGACUUCCAUCCAUCCCCUCAGCCAGCGAUGUGAAAUUCCUUUUCAACAAGUAAUUAGCUAUUUGUGUAAGAUUCGCGGUCUGAAAGACGCGCUAAUGAUUACAGCUGUCACUCCGCUGCGAGCUCAGUGAGAACUUUGCGGCCAGUGACCGUUAUAAGACCAAUGGGUGAAUUUUCUGAAAUUCCUGGAACAGUAUCGCCGAGAAUGUUCUUUCUGUAGUUCAUUAGAGGCCAACACAAGGGUUACCAUCUAUUUGUCUUAAUAAAAUAUAACUAUACCACGGCUAAUUCCGAGCUUAAAAGAAAUUAGACUGCAUUUUCAAGAAGAGCCAACUUGUCCCACAAUCAUGGGCGUAAAUUACAUGGGGGGUGGGGAGGUUGUAGCCCCCUCCCCCCCCAUGUCAAAACCAGCUAAUACAACACGCCCCCCCAAUAAUCAUGUUUCUCCCGUAAUGAGUGGAGACCUGGAGACGAGUGUGUGUGUGUGUGUGUGUGUGUGUGUGUGUGUGUGUGCGUGUGUGUGCGUGCGUGCGCACGCCCGCGCGAUCUGGGCACUCCGGGUCCCUCCCUGUACAGCGACACGCAGUUACCCUAAUUGGCGCCUCUAAAUCGCCACCCAGGACGUACCGCCUGCUUUGUGAGCCAAGCUGCGUGGGACUGACCACAGUGCAUCAGGUUAAUUAGUUGCUCUGUCCUUCAGGGUGACCCUCUUUACCAUUUUACGGCCAGUCCGAAUGAAUUACCCUGAUAAAGGGUUUAACACAGAGAGCCCGGUCGGAAGCGUUGCACGUCCUUUCCUCUGCGGCCGAAGUAGGUGUCCAGUGUAUGUUCUGGGUGCCUUUCUGAGCUGGAAAGUGGAACUGCCCCCAUCGAAAGGUUCGGCUGUUUUUUCUCUAUUAAUUCAUCUGCGGAUCUUUUCAGUGUGUAAUCGCAGGAUUCAUGAGACCAUUAAUUGUUUUCGUUAAAUGACUGAGAUAAAUACUCGAUUGUAACGUAUUCCUUUAAAAAUGUCAAUUAUUAUUCAAGUGUAACCCACGCGAUCUGCUGGGAAAAACAUACUUAGCCCUAAUUAUACAAGAUGUGGGGAAUUCUGAACUACAGCUCCCAUAAACGCAGGAUCACUAAGGAGCCCCUUUCUCUGCUGGAGGAGGUUUGAAAAAAAGUUUGGGAAAGAAUCCCUGGAAUUUGUUUCCUGUGAAAUUUCUCCGGGGGACCGGGACAGGCGGAGGGCUGACGGAGCUGGGAGCUCAGGCAUGGAGGCGCACGGAGGCGCUGCCUUCCCCGUCUGACAGCGGCGGCUUGUCCUUCUCCACACCCCGAUCGGCGCAGCACGUUGUGGGAUUAGAUCAUGGCAGAGCCUCUGCUGAAGAGGACUUUCUCUCGGCUUCGAGGUAGAGACAGAUCCCGGAGGAAAACAGACCCGAAACCUGAAGACAUUCCGGGGAAGAACAACGUGCCCCCAAGCUCUUCAUCAUCGCCGCCGGCAGAGGCCGAGGCCCCCCCAUCUCAGCCGGUGCAAGACUCUGUCAGACGGGGGACCCAGAUAACCGUGGCCAAGAAACAGAACUGGGCCAAGCUUCCCUCUCUGUCGUGGGAACCCCCUACCUCAGAGGGACCUCACAGCCCAGCACCCAGAGCCCAGGACUGGGAGAACAGCUCAGGAAAAGCCCAGGUCUCACGACAGGCCUGGAGCCAGAAGACCUUAGUGGAGGAUGGCCUGGAAAGCAGACAUUUCGAGAGGGAGCUUGGGAUCUGUAGAACUUCCUGUCAGGCCUACAAUGCAGGCCUUCCAGAGCUCACCCGGUCAGUGGGGGCUUGUGUUUCCUCCAGCGCUGUAAAGGUCCCUGGCCAGGGGGCAUACCUCCAGAGCCUGGAACGCAGCAGCCGUGCCUGGGUGCUCUCCAGUGGCAAGCCCCACGUGGCCGAGGUGGUCCCCUUCUCCCUCCCCAGCCGCCUGACGGAGUGGAGGCGAGGGGUGGAUGGGGAGAGCAACAUUUGGUACAACCCCAUCCCGGAAGAGGAGGACUUGCGUGGUUUUGGAGGAGGAACAGAGAGGGUCGACUACGGAGACCCCUGGAAGAGGAGGGACACUGAGGCAUCAGGGGAGAACCAGAGGGAUGUCCAGGCCAGGGACUGCGGCCUCCCCGCGGAGAGGCGUGGCAGCAGUGGCACACAGGGGAGCGCUGGGAACCCCCCCUCCAAGGAGAUCUCCGUGGAAAUGGCCUCAGCAGGCAGGAGGGAGAUCCCAGAUCUGGCCCAGCCGGAGGCCCAGGUGCCGGUUGCGGUGGCCGGGGGUGUCUGCACCGCGCAGGGACCCUCGGACAGCCCAGGGUCCCACAAGAAGGGGGGCGGGGCCAGCAGUGUCAUGGACAAGAUCAAGUCCCCCGGCACGGUGCGGCGGCUGUCCAUGAAGAUGCGCAAGCUGCCAGAACUGCGGCGGAAGCUGAGCCUGCGCUCCUCGCGCUCACAGCGGCAUGGCCAAGGACAGGGCGGGGCUGUGGGCGGGGCUGUGGGCGGGGCUGGGGGCAGCUCCCCGCCCGAUGCUCGCAAGGAGGCCUCCAGUAACGUCAUCAGCCGCUAUCACCUGGACACCAGUGCCCCAGCACGGCCACAGCGCUGCUCCUCUAGAGGGCGCUCUUCCGGCAAGGUCGGCUACCUGAGCGAUGGCGACUCCCCCGAGCUCCUGCCCAAGCAAGGGGCCCCACCCUCGCCCCAGAGCACAUCCCCGCCCCCUGGGGAGGCGGGGCUGGACCCCGGGUCCUUCCAGCCGUACCAGUUGUCGGAGCAGCCGCGCUGCGCCCAGCGGGUGUCUGGGCUGCUCACAGUGCACCUGCUUGGCGCUGACCAGCUGUUCCGCUCAGCCCAGCCAGAGGUGGCCCGCGAGGUGUUCUGUGCCAUCCAGGUGGACGGCGUGACCAGGGCCCGCACGGCGCUGCUCGUAUGCCGUGGGGCCGCCCUCCCGCUCAACCACACCUUCAACCUGGAGCUUGAGCGCGCCCGGCUGCUCAAGCUAGUCAUCCUAGCCCCACAGCCCAGCUCCCCCACCGCCAGCACCCCCCAGGCCCCCGCUGCCCCAGCCCGCAACCGAGUCUGCUGCCUGGGGGGCGUGGCUAUCCCUCCACUCUUCAGAGGCUCACGCUCGCAGCAGCUGUGUGUGAAGCUGGACCCGCGGGGCCUCCUCUAUGUGAAGCUGACCCUCCUGGAGCAAUGGGAGCCGGCCCCCCCACGGCCCAGCGACCUCCAGCCAGCUAGCGUGUUUGGUGUGGAACUGCGCCACCUGGUGGAGAAGGAGGGUUCUGCGCUCAAAGUUCCCCUGUUGAUCCAGAAGAGCGUGGCGGAGAUUGAAAAGAGGGGACUGAAGGUGGUGGGCCUGUAUCGCCUCUGCGGUUCGGCGGCCGUGAAGAAGGAGCUGAGGGACGCGUUUGAGCGGGACAGUGCCGCAGUCACUCUGAACGAGGAGAUCUACCCGGACAUCAAUGUCAUCACCGGCAUUCUGAAGGACUACCUUCGCGAGCUGCCCUCGCCGCUCAUCACGCGCACGCUCUAUGAGGUGGUGCUGGAGGCCAUGUCCCUGCGACCACCCCGCGGCGCCCCCCUCCGGACGCAUGUGGACUUGCAGCAGCCCCAAAGCCCGGUGGCUCUGCUGGAGUGUCUCCCGGAACCAGAGAAGGCCACGCUCACCUUGCUCCUGGACCAUCUCAGCCUGGUCGCUUCCUACAGCCACAGCAACCGUAUGACCUGCCAGAACCUGGCAGUGUGCUUCGGACCCGUACUGCUUGCACCCAGCCAGGAAUCCUGGAGACCCGGGGCCCCGGUGGGCCACUCUGGCACCAGCACCCAGAGAGGGGGCCGGGGGUAUUCGCACGGCGAGGACAUCACCAGCGCCGUGGACUUCAAGAAACACAUCGAGGUCCUGCAUUACCUGCUGCAGCUGUGGCCCAUCCCUGUGGACCGGGCCGUGGGUGAGCCUCCCUCCAAGCCCCCCACUUCUGGACUGGCCCCGCCGCUUGCUGCUCGCCCCGCCUCCCAGGAUGGCCCACGCCAGCGAGGCCUGCGCCUGCCUCUGCGCCUGGAACUGCCUCAGGAGGUGGUGGUGUCCCGGCGAGGGCGGGGCCGCCUGGAGAGCCCCCCCUGCAACAGGUACGCCGGCGACUGGAGCAUCUGCGGGGGGGACUUCCUGACAAGCGCCGAGGCCGACUAUGACGAGGUGGCGGGGAGCGACAGUGAGGAGGAUGAGGAGGAGGUGAGGAGGAGGCGCGAGCAGGGAGCCAUAAAGAAGGCCAGCUGGGCCCCAUCAGGAGGCGUCUAUGUGGACAGCUUCUCCCUGGAGACUGAAGCCCUGGACCUGGAUGCUCCCUUCACCUGCCGGCUGAGUCUGAAGGACUUUGACACUCUGAUCUCUGAUUUGGAGAGAGAGCUGGCCAAACAGAUCAACAUCUGCCUCUGACGGUGACGAGAGGCGGAGCGGCAGGGCGGACGCCGAAAUGCUGAUUAUUACUUUCCUUUUUUUCCUUAACGCUCUGUUUGAAAGACCAAAGACGACAAGCAAUGAUUUUUGCUUCAAUCGGUUUAUGUAUAGGCGUAUUAAUACUGCCGACAUUACGUGGGCACUGUUUACCGUCACAGUAUGUAAUUCUGUAAUUCCAAAGAGUGUCUCUGACAGGUAAUUGAGCUCUUGCAUCAGGCUUGAUUAGCGUGAUAUGAAGCAGUUUCCUUUCAUUCUGGACAAUCGACAUUAAUAAGCUCUUUAAAAAAACCUCACAUUGACAGCCGUUAAUUGCUUCAAAUACCGUCUCAUGCCUGAUCUGUACAUCUGAGGUUCAUUGUGUAUUUUGUAACGUUGUCAUUACAUUAGCCUCUUUUAAUUUUUUUCGAUUAAUCUUUCCUUAAGGCUGAUGUUGCUCCCCAGAGAAGCGCAGGGCACAUUCAAACCAAAGUGAAGGAGCCCUUUCUGUCGUGCAUCAGACCGGUGGGCUCUGUCUAGUUUAGAUUAUUAUUCAGUAUUUAUCAGCUAACUUGAAGGCAGGGGAGCUCGAAGCAGGUCUCUGCUUGCACUCACUCACCCGACUCACCCGACUGUCGACGGCGUCCUUUUUGCACUUUCGUACCACACCUUUUGUAAGUUUUGUACUUGCUGCUUAUUAUAAUACAGUGUGACUUUUUGUAACUGUUAUUCAGUUCCUAGGCACGGUACGGUAUUUGCCCAACUGUGACUCUACAAAACCAGAGAAGGAAUUCAACAGCCAUAUGUGUUGGUGGGUCUUUUCUGUCCCCUGUGUGAAACAGCAGACCUUCUCUUUGACGGGGCGACGCCAAACAUUUCUUUUGGGUCGACUUGGGUCGCGUGACUUUUGCGUAAUUUUUGUGUAUUUUGUUUAGUUGUAUAAACAGUAUUACUUGAUGUUGCACCUACAACAAGCACUUGUCUUAUUUUCUAUAUCUGUAAAUGUUUGUGUGUGCGUGUCAUAAAUGGGGUACUGUAACAUGCCAUACAGUGUUAUCUACCAAAAAUUACAGUCAUCAAAAAAUAAAGCACAGUAUUAUAUUUAA